AUGUCUCUACGCAGGUCUAAUAGGGUUGCAUCUAUUGUCGUUCCUGCUGCUGCAGCCCUACCAGCUGUGUCGAUCAACGGGUCGAAGAAGCGUCCCGCAAACGGCCAGGCAGAGGUAACGAAUGCCAAAAAGUCAAAGCUGGAAAGGCAACAGAGCCUCACGAAUGGAGAUAAUGACGAGCCAGAGUUCAAAGUGCCAGUGACGCCACGGAAGAAUUCUCGAAGCAAUGGCACAAAGCUGUCCCAAAAACCACCGUUGACCCCAACGCCAAGUUUGGUCAAUGUUAUUCGGGCUCCUUAUAGCACAGGCGAUAUCAAUGGUUCCUCGCCGCCGCCGGAUCGCCCUGUUGAACCACAUGUAACGAAUGCCACCUUGGUCACGCCGGGGGGUACUCAAAAGGUCGCAUACCCUAAUGGUCUUCCGGAGUCUUCACCAUCAAAAACAGGACUACCUCGCCCGACAGCUACUACCAACACAAUCCUAGAGCAAGCAUGCAACCACCUCAUCAGCGUCGAUCCGCGCCUCAAGGUGUUGAUAGAGACGCACCCCUGCCACAUAUUCUCUGCUCGAGGUCUUGCGGAACAAAUCGAUCCCUUCCGGUCCUUGACGAGUGGGAUCAUAGGUCAGCAGGUAUCCGGUGCGGCUGCUAAGUCGAUCAAGAAUAAAUUCGUCGCUUUGUUCAACGAGGAAGGCUCAGACGGGGCGCACUUUCCAACACCGGCUCAGGUCGCUGCUACUGACAUCGCGCGACUGCGACUUGCAGGUCUUUCUCAGCGAAAGGCAGAAUAUAUCCAGGGUUUGGCAGAGAAGUUUGCUACGGGUGAACUGACGACUGACAUGCUUAUGAGAGCUACGGAUGAGGAAGUCAUGGAGAAGUUGAUCGCCGUUCGCGGGCUGGGAAAGUGGAGCGUCGAGAUGUUCGCCUGCUUUGGUCUGAAGCGAUUGGACAUUCUCUCCACGGGCGACCUGGGUGUGCAGCGCGGCAUGGCGUCUUUCUAUGGCAAAGACGUCAAGAAACUCAAAGCCAAGGGAGGUGGGAAGUGGAAAUACAUGUCGGAGCAGGACAUGCUGGACAAGUCUGCGCCGUUCGCUCCAUAUCGAAGCUUGUUCAUGUGGUACAUGUGGAGGGUGGAAGAUGUCGACGUCGAUGUCAUGCAGAGCGCCGUGUAA
Molecule: messenger RNA, 1170 nt
Organism: Capronia epimyces CBS 606.96
Lineage: Eukaryota; Fungi; Ascomycota; Eurotiomycetes; Chaetothyriales; Herpotrichiellaceae
Product: DNA-3-methyladenine glycosylase II
Exons: 1
Coding region: 1-1170 (389 amino acids)
Biological process (GO): base-excision repair, AP site formation; DNA alkylation repair; base-excision repair
Cellular component (GO): protein-DNA complex; nucleus
Molecular function (GO): DNA-7-methylguanine glycosylase activity; alkylated DNA binding; DNA-3-methyladenine glycosylase activity
Source: RefSeq, a predicted model, not a curated record